Messenger RNA from Neltuma alba, 1287 nucleotides. RefSeq lists its product as uncharacterized. The record is from RefSeq and is a predicted model, not a curated record. The coding region runs from base 231 to 755 and encodes 174 amino acids. NCBI's taxonomy places the organism in Eukaryota, Viridiplantae, Streptophyta, Magnoliopsida, Fabales, Fabaceae. The transcript has 4 exons.
UCCUUCUCUCUCUCUUUUCUUCUUUUUGUAUAAAUCACACAUUUCUUCCUCUUCAUCUUCCUUUCCUUCUCACCUCUAACCCUUAACCUACUUUUCUAUUUUAUAUUUCCGGCUAUGCUUCUGUGUUUUUGUGAAUAGUAUUAUUGAGUUUCAGAGUCUUCGGCCUCUGGCAGGAGCUGUACAGUGAAGCUAAUUAAAGGUCUCGUUGAUUGCCGAAAUCAGGGAAGAAUAUGAACCAUUGCGUGAUCCAGCAGCAAAAAGUCGUCGCAUCCCGUGAAGAAAUGAGCAGCAGACACCCUGUGGUUUGUCCCAAACCGCGCCGCCUCGGCCUCCUAAACGUCGCGGUGAACGACCACCCUGCUAGGCUGUUCCGGUGGCAUCUCAGUUGCCAGGCAGAUAUAGCUGAUUCAAAAUCUGUGAGUGAUCCUUUGGACCUCAUCCUAACCAAGGGUGGUGGUAUGGAACAAUCGUGUACACAGGUAGCUUCGUCGCCCCCCUUUUUUUGCGGGUCACCACCAAGCAGAGUAGCUAACCCAUUAAUUCAAGAUGCUCGAUUUGGGGAUGAGAAGAUUUCCCCGCUCUCACCAUCAUCCAGGGUUCCUACCCCAUCUGGGCUCUCAUCGCCUCCUUCAUCUUCCACAAGGAAAGGAGGCCGUGUUCGCUCCAACUUCGGAAACAAUCCUGCUGUGAGAAUCGAGGGAUUCGAUUGCCUUGACAGGGACAGGCGCAAUUGCAGCAUCCCUGCUCUGGCCUAGAAUAGAAUCCACAUCUUGAGAGAGAGAUCAAAUUAGAACAAGAAGAAAAGCUUUUAGUAGUAGUCACCACCAGUAACCACACAGAAUCUUUGUUAACCGGGAGAAGAAUUUUGGAAGAGCAGAAGAGCGAAAGGAAAAUAUCUUUUGCCUAUUGUAAAUAUAUGUUCAGAAAGAAGUGUUUGUAAAUGUCAUGAUGUUGUGUCCUGUAGGUAUUAUCCUUUGUAAGGCCAGAUAGUCUGGUCAAGGAAGAAGUUCGAGAGGGGAUUAGCCCUCUCUGAGUCUAGUGAGAUCUUAGUAAUGGGUAUCAUCCUCUUCAUUGUAAUUACGCGUCUUUGAGGGUGAAAACUAAUAAAUUUUUCAUUUUGAUAUCUUUUCUUCGUGUCAUUUGAAAUGUAGGUAGCGGCUCAGGAAAUCUGUACAAAGGUGGUUUAUUUGGGUCGCCCAAGUUACUUGGUCUGUCUUUUGCAAUGUGAACAUUAAAAAGUUAUGUAAAGAAGAGGUAUUAUUCUGUUGGCUUUGUCGCUGUGUUUAA